Messenger RNA from Acanthaster planci (crown-of-thorns starfish), 3009 nucleotides. RefSeq lists its product as uncharacterized. Gene Ontology annotation, molecular function: hydrolase activity, acting on carbon-nitrogen (but not peptide) bonds. Lineage: Eukaryota; Metazoa; Echinodermata; Asteroidea; Valvatida; Acanthasteridae. The record is from RefSeq and is a predicted model, not a curated record.
ACGAAAAGAUGAUGACAGAGGCAUUCCUGCAGCAGUGGAAGGCCUACGCUUCUGCUGGUUUGACCACCGUAACUGAUCUUGCCUACAUGCCGAACCAAAGGUGGACGAGAUUCUGAAAAAAAUGGCUGAUGCGCCCGACUUUCCAGUCCGUCUGGGCUUAUAUAAACUGAUCCAUGCAGUGAGAGAUGAAGACUUGGACAGCGCGUCUGGUCCUACUCCCCCAAAAGUUAGGUGCUGCAGCCAGCUCGGUCGCACACGAGCCAAGGAGGCCAGGGGCAGUGCUAAAAACUACGAAGGGGGUGUCGGCAACUACAGCCCCAGAUUGUGGGAGGCGGGUCUGAAGCUGAUAGCCGACGGCUCCCCGCAUUGCGGCACCGCUGCUACCCGUGAGCCAUUCAUGUUCACCCCACUAACUGAGACCCUAGGCUUCCCCAAGGCGCCCAGCUACGGUAUCCUGAACAUGGAGACGGAUGCACUCUUCGACACCGUCAAGAGGCACCACCAGGAGGGGAAACAGAUAGCAAUCCACUGCCACGGGGAGAGGAGCUGUGAACAAGUCUUGAAAGUAUACGAAAAGAUCCUGACUCAAUUCCCCAACCAGGACAACCGUCAUCGCAUGGAGCAUCUAGGUCUGAUGACUGUGGACCAGAUUGCCCGGGCCGGUAAGAUCAACCUGGCGCUUUCCUUCUUCGUGGAUCACCUCCGCUUCUACGCCCUUGUUUACAAGACGAACAUCUUUGGUGAUCGUGUCAACCGCUGGACUCCAAUCUCCGAAGCGACCAAGAAUGGCAUAACCUGGACCAUUCACCAGGAUCAUCCAACGUUCCCUGGAGAAGCCAAUCCUUUCUCCAACAUCAAGACGGCUGUCACUCGCUGCACCAGGGACGACCCUAACACUCCCUACGGCCCUGAGUACUGCGUGUCCGUCCACGAAGCUCUCAAGGCCUACACCGUGAACGCGGCCUGGCAGCUUCACCGGGACAAGGAGAUAGGAAGCAUCAAGGCCGGCAAGAAGGCUGACCUGGUGGUGUUGUCUGAGAACCCGUACGACGUGAACCCAGUAGACUUGGAUAGGAUCCGGGUCAUCGAGACCUUUGUGGACGGGCGACGCAACAAGUUGGCCAAAAUCAAGACCAUACCCACUGUCAACGUGAAGUUCCUGGACCGACCCCUAGAACAGCGCUAAAUAAAUCAGGGGUUUUGUUAUGAUCUUUGUACGCAUAAAAACACUGCAGUUAGCUGAUUUCAUUAUAAGCACAUCUGGAGAAGGUUUCACUCGCUUACGUUCUUGGUGGAAUAAAUAAAACUUAUCCUUAAAUAACGGAAAUGUUUAGAUUAAAAAGGUCUUGACCGUCUUAGAGAUUAACAACUAGAAGGAUAUUCACCAAAUAAAUACACCAUUUGAUCAAAGAAAGAGCUGCGAUUCAUGUGCAUGGGUUGGACGAGCGGAAAUCUUACUAGCUUUAGGAAUUUUAUGAGUUCUUCAUUGGUUGAUUUGCCUAUGAUGGAAGUUACGGUUGAAGUUGUAGUUUCAGAAGAUCAUAGUUUUGUAGAAGUUUAGUUUCUAGCCACCGCGUGCUAUCGAUUCGGCGUAAAUAUGAAACAAUAAUGAGUGCAUAAGUUUGAUAGAGAGAUAAAAAAGUCAAAAAAAAGCAUAAAAGUAUUGGGUUUAGUAUAAGUUCUAUCUGUAACCAAAUUUGUACUUACUCGAAAUUAUAUGAUCCUUGUGAUUCAAUAUCAGCUAUAGCUGGAUUUUUAACAUUGGGGGAACUCCGAAUAAUAGCCAGUUGGUUUAUUUUUGCGUAGUAAGAAUUUAUUAUAGGCCUAGUUAAUACUUACCAUACAGUUAACAAGAGAAUUGUUCAAACCCCUCAUAAAUGUUAGUUUUUUGUGUGUUUCCCUAAACAAAGGAGAGCAUAUAAUAUUCGGACCAUAGUUGAAUACUUUUGGCUGUCAGGUAUAAAUAACUAAUGGGUUUGGUUAUACCUCAUUUGUAUAACAAAGAGAAUGCGACAUUGUUUAAAUUCUGACAUGCUCGGAAUAUUUCAUACCCUUCUGCAUGUCAUGUAUUUGGCCACAUUCCUCCUUUUUUAUUAGUACUUAUUUUCCUGCACUGUAUUUCUACGAGUAUCCAUUAGAAGCUACAUACCGUAACAGAAUUUGGCGAAUGCAUAAACAAGCAAACUGACAAUGCGACAAAACUUUACAGAAAUCCGAUGUUCAAAUCUAUAAAUCUGUACAAAACUGACAUUUUCAAAAUGUAAGCCCGACACCACUAUCAUUCCACAAGAACAGGAUGUGUCCAAAUAUGCUUCGCCGCGUAUUUCCAAAUAGAUCUUUCGCAUUGGGCCGUAUGUUUAAGGAUUAAGGAUUAGAACGAAAGCAGAGUUUGGGGAUCGGCUGAGUGAGAUGAGCCUUCAGGCUGGUUUGCGGUUGGGCUAUAUAGGCUGGGUUGAGUGGGGUAUGGGCGUGGAUCUGGGACAAUGGCUAUGGUGAGAAACGUUUACUUUUAAGUUAUUGUAUCAAUCAAAAAUAAUAUAAAAACACCAAUAAACAUCUAAUCUAUUAUGGAUCCAAAAAUAUAAACGCCGGUGCCUCCUUUAGGCAAGUUUAUACACAAGCAAUGACGUGACUCUCUUUUUUUUUGAAAAUCGCAACGCACCUGUUGAACUGCUACUUUAAAGUGCACGUGUUUCAGUGCUGUUCAGGGUAAGCAGGGAAUGAAAAAGUACACGCAGACUAGAGCGCAUCAAUGCAUGAGUACACGUAAUAGCAAACAAAAAGAGCUAAUUCACACAAAUGAAUGAACAAACGAGACGGUGACUAAGUUAUGAGUAAAGUAGGCUGAUAUAAUAGACCUUUGAUAAUAGACCGUUGAUCUUAUUGCAAGUAAUUAUCUACACAGUUUUUAACGUAGGUUGAACAAUACAUGUACAUGUAUAUUCAUUUCAUCGACGAAGCCUGUGUUUCUGAGAUAUCGAUACAAUUAAAAUCCCACUAAAAUUGAAA